This is a messenger RNA of Trypanosoma theileri, 426 nucleotides long. RefSeq lists its product as uncharacterized. Lineage: Eukaryota; Euglenozoa; Kinetoplastea; Trypanosomatida; Trypanosomatidae. The transcript has a single exon. The record is from RefSeq and is a predicted model, not a curated record. The annotation marks the transcript as partial.
AUGGCUCCUUUGUUGAAGCAACGACGUAUUGUUGUGAUGUUCGUGUGCACGUUGUGCCUUCUUGUGCUGUUAUUCUUUGAACCCACAGAGGAGCCUCCUUCUGUCAAGACGUCCACAUACCUGCCUCAAACUAGGUUCGUGGACAACAAGAAGACUGGGCAAAAUGAUAUACUGUAUGAGUACCGCAUCUUUGUGUUUACAUAUGCAAGGCCAGAAGGACUUCGCGUGACGCUGUCAUCUAUACUGAACUCAGACUACUCCAAGGCUCGUGGCAGCACAAUUGACCUGGAGGUGUUUGUGGACUAUCGAUUAACUGAUGUUUGUCGUACGCGAAGGAAGCAGGCUGAAAUCCUUGAUAUUCUCAGGAGCGUUUCAUGGCCGUAUGGUCGGUACAGAAUACAUCAGCGGUACACCAACAUUGGUCUC